AUGGAGGCGUCGUUUCUCUUCAAGCUGUUAUUGGGCACAAACUGGAUCCUCUUUCUUUGGAACUACUACCUUCAGUAUCGACAGUACAGCGUCCAUCAAAAGAAUGAAAAGAGACCACAACGAGUGGAGAGGCUGAUUACUGAAGAAGAGUAUGACAAGGCUCGAAAUUACAAGUUAGACAAGCAUAUUUUCUCGUUUGCGCAUGAUCUGUUCGGCCAAGUAUGGACAACGGUAGUUCUCAUCACCGGAUUUCUGCCGUGGUUAUGGUAUGCGUGCUCUUCUUAUCCACUUCAUUCUGUUGUGUUCCUAGCUGUUAACUCACUUGUGGACACUCUAGUGGAUCUACCAUGGGAUCUAUACGACACAUUUGUUAUCGAGGAAAAGCAUGGGUUCAACAAGCAAACACUGGGUUUCUACUUUCUGGAUAAGGCAAAAAAGACUGUUCUAUCUUUGCUCAUAAUGGCUCCAAUUCUGUUGGCCAUUGAAUGGAUCGUUGAACAUGGAGGUCCCUACUUCUUUGUUUAUGUGUGGAUAUUUGUCUCAGUAGUUCUACUUCUACUUAUGACAAUUUAUCCUGCGUUUAUUGCACCACUAUUUGACAAAUACAUACCGUUGCCUGACGGAGAGCUUAAGGUUGCCAUAGAAAAACUUGCGGCUUCAGUAAAGUUUCCGCUUACAAAACUCUAUGUGGUGUACGGUUCGAAGCGCUCUGCACACAGCAACGCUUACAUGUAUGGUUUCUGGAACAACAAGCGCAUUGUUCUUUAUGAUACGCUACUAAGUGGAGAGGAGAAAGAGAAGGUCAUCAAAGAAUGCGCUGAGGCUGCUGAGGAAAUGAACGACAAGGAUAAGGCUCGAGGAAUGUCAAACGAUGAAGUUGUGGCGGUGCUUGGACACGAACUAGGCCAUUGGGCAUUAUGGCACACACUGAUUAAUUUAGUUAUUACUGAAUUGAAUAUUUUGCUAAUGCUUUCUGUAUUUGCGCACUUCUAUCGAUGGGGAUUGAUGUACGAGGCAUUUGGAUUCCACACCACUCCUACGCUCGUUGGUCUGACAUUGGUAUUCCAGUACAUUAUGGGUCUUUAUAAUCAGGUAACCGAAGUGCUAAUGUCAAUUCAUUCUCGACGUUGUGAAUUUGCCGCUGAUGAGUACGCUACCAAAUUAGGGUACGGUGAUCGACUCAUUGCAGCGCUUACAAAAUUGGGCAAGGACAACCUCGUCCUGCCUGUCGAUGAUCCUCUAUAUUCUACGUGCAACCAUUCACAUCCACCUAUUCCGGAAAGGAUAGAAGCCAUUAAUAAGACGAUGACUCACCGAGCAGCUGUAUUGGUUGACACAGUGACACUGGCAUGUCAUAGAUUUCUUGAAAAGAUGACUCUCCGAGCACCUAUGUUGGCGGGCGCAGCGACGCACUGGCGUUGGCCUCUGAUAGUUCUCCUGAAGGUCGUACAAUGUAUUCAACGCUUUCUGCCAGCCAUGAUGUGCAUAUUAAUCGAGACUGUGCUAAUUUGA
Necator americanus (New World hookworm) is the source of this 1512-nucleotide messenger RNA. RefSeq lists its product as uncharacterized. Gene Ontology annotation, cellular component: endoplasmic reticulum membrane. The record is from RefSeq and is a predicted model, not a curated record. Gene Ontology annotation, biological process: CAAX-box protein processing. Bases 1 to 1512 code for a protein of 503 amino acids. The transcript is spliced from 12 exons. NCBI's taxonomy places the organism in Eukaryota, Metazoa, Nematoda, Chromadorea, Rhabditida, Ancylostomatidae. Gene Ontology annotation, molecular function: metalloendopeptidase activity.